GUCACCGAAUCUAGCGCAGGCACCGAUCUCCCUCUCACGAGGUUGAGCGUCAACCAUCCCUGCACAUCUCAGCAUGAGGCGAACUGGCGAACCUCCACAAGUCCACUGCCAUGGACGACGCUUUCGUGCAGGCCAUCGAAUACCGGCCUGUGUCGCCCAUCCCCCAGGCCACCGGCAUUCCGGUCGUCGACCUGUCACCCCUAGCUCGCAUGCCGCCAUCGCCAGGCGCCAUGAACGCGCUGGCGGCCGGGGUGGGCGCGGCGUGCCGGGAUUGGGGCUUCUUCCUGGCGGUGGGCCACGGCGUGCCGGACGCGACGGUGGCGCGGGCGGUGGAGGCCGGGCGGGCGUUCUUCGCGCUGCCGCCGGAGCGCAAGGCGGCCGUGCGGCGCACCGAGCAGGCGCCGCUCGGUUACUACGACGCCGAGCACACCAAGAACGUCCGGGACUGGAAGGAGGUGUUCGACGUUUUCCCGCACGAGCCGCGGUCGCUUGCCGGGGCGGCCGACGACGAGCUGGUGUUCGUGAACAAGUGGCCGGACGACAGCGAACUGCCGGGGUUCCGAGCGGCGCUCGAGGAGUAUGCGGCGGCGAUGGAGGAGUUGGCCCUAAAGCUGCUGGAGCUGAUCGCUCGGAGCCUGCACCUGAGACCUGACCGCCUGCACGGCUUCUUCGGAGACGACCAGACAACGUACAUGCGGGUCAACCGGUACCCUCCCUGCCCGAGGCCCGACCUCGCGCUCGGCCUCGGCCGCCACAAGGACAGCGGCGCCCUGACCAUCCUGCUCCAGGACGACGACGUCGGCGGGCUCGAAGUGCGGAGGCGAACCGACGGCGAGUGGGUGCGCGUGGAGCCUGUUCGUGGCUCGUUCGUCGUCAACGUCGGCGACAUCGUUCAGGUCUGGAGCAACGACAGGUACGAGAGCGUGGAACACCGGGCGUCGGUGAACUCGGAGAAGGAGAGGUUCUCCAUCCCCUACUUCUUCAACCCGGCUAUGGCCACCCUGGUGGAGCCGUUGGAGGAGAUGGUGAGCGAGGAGAACCCGGCAAGGUACGCCUCGUACAGUUGGGGCGACUUCUUCAGAACCAGGAGGAGAAGCAACUUCAGGAAGCUGGACGUCGACAACAUUCAGAUCGCGCAACUCAGAAAGGACAAAUGAAAUAAAUUAAAGCCAAAAACAACUUUGUUCAGCAAUAAAAGCCAGAACAUGAUCAUCAGCAACGCUGCCGUGGGGAAAAACACAUGCAUCGGUUUCUUUAUUUUUCAUUUUCCUUUAUUUUUCUUUUUUUUCAUUUUCCACAUCACGUCACACACUUAGACGACUCCAUUAGAUAUCGGAUUCGCAUUUCUAUUUUAGGAGCUACAGUACGUAGGAGUAGGACCCACACAAAACUCUCCCUAUCUAUUUCUUUUUUUCCAGCGGCUCUUCCUAUUCCAGCUCGCAUUUGCAACUGCCGCUGUAGACAGAAGAUGGGCGAGGCAGCCAUACUGCGGGUGUGGGACGGUUGUUUGAUUUGGAUUUAGGAGAGGAGAGAGAAAGCGUAGAAAAGGAAAGUGUCGCGAGCCCCUCGCAAUUUGCACCCGCGGGGCAGGUUCGACAACCCGAACAUAGUUGAGUGUGAAAAGGGUUUUGAAUCUAACCCGUGGGGAACCCACCGGCCCGAACUACAUAAGAAUAGUCCAGAAUUUCAUAUACAGCCUAAAAGGCCCGUCAUUUCUUUAUGAGAUGUCUUGCUCACGAUUCAAGAAGACAAGAACCUGUAUGUGCACUUCAGCUGUUCCGCACUUGUGUUUUUGAACUUGUAAGACAUAACAUAUUGUUUGAGUUGCGA
Messenger RNA from Zea mays, 1830 nucleotides. RefSeq lists its product as uncharacterized. The transcript has 3 exons. NCBI's taxonomy places the organism in Eukaryota, Viridiplantae, Streptophyta, Magnoliopsida, Poales, Poaceae. The record is from RefSeq and is a predicted model, not a curated record. Bases 111 to 1157 code for a protein of 348 amino acids.